AAUCCCAACCAUUAAACGCGUAGUUUUCACAUCAUCAAUGGCUGCAGUUCUGCUCACUGGUAGACCUCUAACUGCUGAAACUGUAGUUGAUGAAACAUGGUUUUCUGUCCCAGAAAUCUGCGAGAAACAACAAAUGAAGUGGUAUCUUUUCUCAAAGACAUUGGCUGAAGAAGCUGCAUGGGAUUUUGUUAAAGAACAUGGGCUUGAUAUGGUGUCGAUAAACCCUGCAAUUGUUAUAGGCCCUUUGCUGCAGCCAACAAUCAAUACCAGUUCUUUUGCUGUUUUAAGCUUGGUUAAUGUCACCGUUGGUUUUUUCCAAGGGAAUGAAAAAGGUGGACAUGCUGACAAAUGACUUGGUCUAUACUCCAAGGAAUACGUCUUAUGCUAGUGAGGAAAUUGAUGUGGUUCGUGAGCAAUGGGUUGCAAGUAUUUAUUAUUGGCCUAAGGGCGCUUGAUCGAGUUAGUUUAGAUGUUAUAGAACAAUAUUCUAUGUUAAAAUGUAUGCGUACGUUGAAAUUGGAACAUACAUAUAUUUAAAUGUAUAUGGUACGUGCACUUUUGUUUUGGGAUA
Messenger RNA from Spinacia oleracea (spinach), 571 nucleotides. Its product is annotated as phenylacetaldehyde reductase-like. The transcript has 4 exons. Lineage: Eukaryota; Viridiplantae; Streptophyta; Magnoliopsida; Caryophyllales; Amaranthaceae. The coding region runs from base 38 to 352 and encodes 104 amino acids. The record is from RefSeq and is a predicted model, not a curated record. Gene Ontology annotation, molecular function: oxidoreductase activity, acting on the CH-OH group of donors, NAD or NADP as acceptor.